AUGGUGGGCAUUUCCACUGGCUAUCCUGGCCGGCACUAUCACGCCCUCACCAGGACCAAGAUAAAAAAUCUCAGCAAUGACUUAAGAGGUCAAGUAGCAACUGUUAUGCAGCAGGGGCAAAGUCGCGGAAAAGAAGAAAAUUCCCUCCAGGAACUCUCAAAUCUAUUCAUUCUCAAGCCAAGAAAUAAAAAUAAAAACGUUUUCACCUGUACCCAGUGGAACGAGCGAGCAGCGUACCGGGCCGCGGUGGCCCACGCAGCCGGGGCAACCGGCCGGCGGCCUCACGCGCUGCUGCCGGGCCGUGCCCGGGCGUCCGCUGGCGCCCCGGGACUCCGGCGCGCCCACACGGACCGAGGGGCCGGUGUCCCCGCGCCCGUCAUCACGUUCCAGUGCAUAUGGCUCAGGGGCCCGGAGGAGACACCGUCAGCGACCCAGCGAGAGCGCCGCGCCCUGCCCAGAGACCCGCGCCGGGCCGGAGCCGGUGGCCGCGGCGCCCGCGGGGUCCAGAGCCGAGCCCGCAAUGCAGACGCGCCGGCGAGCCCCGCGCCGAGCCCGCGACCCCCGCGCCCUCGCGGCCCGGUACAGGGGCUGCCCGGCCUCUGCGCCCACCUGCUCCGCCGCAAAGCCGCGGAGGCAUCCGGCGCCGCGCUGGGACUGACCGCGCACCUACCGGGACCGCGGCCCCGGCCCCACCGCCGCCGGCAGCACCGCGGCCAGCGCCGUCUCACCUGCCGCGCCGUGCCGCUCCGUUCGGCCAGCCCGCAGCGCCUCAGUAGCCUCUACCCGACUUCCAUUUUCUCUCGCUUUAAGGAAAAUCGGAUCAGCUGUUUCUCGCGCUCCGGCUCAGCGGCCCCCUCCCCAGCUGCCGCUUUCGGUCAGGGGGCCUCUCCACCCCCGCCUCCUCCAGCGCUCCGCUCCGCCCCUCGCGCCCCUCCGCUCCGCCCGCGGCCGCGCGCGCCCCCUGACGUCACCGGCCGCAGCCGCGCCCCGCCCCCUCCCCCCGUGGACGUGCGCGCACCCCGCCCCCGCCCUGCCGGGCGGCUCCGAGCGCGCGUGCUCGCGGCAACCACUCGAGCAGACCCGGACUCCGGGGAGAGCGCGGGUCACCACUCGUCCGCGUCCCCUCGCCCGCGCUAG
Messenger RNA from Lipotes vexillifer (Yangtze River dolphin), 1137 nucleotides. The record is from RefSeq and is a predicted model, not a curated record. NCBI's taxonomy places the organism in Eukaryota, Metazoa, Chordata, Mammalia, Artiodactyla, Lipotidae.